AUGUCCGACGUUGAUUCCCUGCCAGAAUUUUCCGAGGAUGAGGAAGUCGCCGAAAUCACUGAGGGAGUUUCCGAUGAUGGCAAGAAGAAGAAAAAGGAGAAAGUGAAAAUCGAUCCUCCACUGAUGAACCGACCUACUACCCCAGACGACUUCGAGCGAUACGAGCCAUCUCCUUUCCAACUCGUCCUUGCCUGCAAAGACCUUCCAAAUGGUGAUGGUUUCCGAUCUCUUUCGGAUCCCCGAGCUAUUCUUUACAUGAAAGAUCAGCCGACUGGCAAGUGGUUCGAGGUCGGCCGAACAGAACGAAUCAAGGACAACCUCAACCCUGAAUGGGCUACUCGAAUCGAUGUAGAUUUCUUUGACCACGAAGAAGACGACUGCCGAGUUGAGGUCUACGACUGGAACAAGAAUUAUACCGAUUUGAAGAAACACACAUUCCUUGGCAUGUGGAAGGGACCCUUCUCCGCGCUCUGUAAAGGUGGCGAUUUCUUCAACAAAGAACUUCAAAUGAUGAACAAGGACGGAACCGGCUUCAACAAGAAAAAGUCGCCAUCGACGAUUCGAAUGGGAGCGCUCCCAGUUUCCGGAGUGAAAGUAAUCUUCCAAAUGCAAUUCGAAGCUGUUGGAAUCGACAAAGCAAGUCGAUCAGGAAAAACUGACGCGUACAUGGAGAUGGCGAUUUCGACCGAGAACGAGGGCGAAUAUGUUACUUUUCAUCGAACUGAAGUCAUCAAGAAGACUACCGAUCCAAAGUGGGAACGAUUCCAGCUCACUGCCAAUCAACUCUCUGCUGAGCUUGCUGAUAGGCACUUGAAAAUCACCGUAAACCACUGGUCAAAGAAGGGACCAAAGGAAAUUGGAUCCUGCACAACUUCUUUUGGCGAACUUCGAUCACGAAAAGAAGCUGGCGAGGACAUUGAAUUCGUCCUCAUCAAUGAGGAAAAAGCAAACGGCAAGAAGAAGGACAAGUACACCAAUUCAGGAGUCGUCAAACUUGUGAGCUUGAAGAAGAAGAACGCUCGCGUCAAAAAGGCUGCUUCGACUCGAGCUGCACCUCCAGUGGAGGAGGCCCCCGAAGUUGCUCCUGAAGGCCCCUGUGGAGGAGCACAGACACUUGAAAUUCCAGAACUCAUGGAUAACGCAGAAGAAGCUCCUGAAGAAACCUGCGAGCCAGAAGAAGCUGCUGAAGAAGCCGAAGUAGAAGCCGAGGACUAA
Messenger RNA from Oikopleura dioica, 1215 nucleotides. NCBI's taxonomy places the organism in Eukaryota, Metazoa, Chordata, Appendicularia, Copelata, Oikopleuridae. The record is from the annotation of a GenBank genome assembly.